This is a messenger RNA of Plectropomus leopardus (leopard coralgrouper), 6416 nucleotides long. It is a transcript of the gene six5, whose product is annotated as SIX homeobox 5. Gene Ontology annotation, biological process: regulation of transcription by RNA polymerase II. The record is from RefSeq and is a predicted model, not a curated record. Gene Ontology annotation, cellular component: transcription regulator complex; nucleus. NCBI's taxonomy places the organism in Eukaryota, Metazoa, Chordata, Actinopteri, Perciformes, Serranidae. Gene Ontology annotation, molecular function: DNA-binding transcription factor activity, RNA polymerase II-specific; RNA polymerase II cis-regulatory region sequence-specific DNA binding.
AGGCACAUUCAUGGUCUGGUGGACUGGCGGAGAAUGGGAGAGCGCAGCGCUGCAGAGGGAGGGAGGGAGACAGAGGAGGAGGAACCACUGCAGGAAAAAAAAGUUAAAGUAAAAAUGGCUUCCUUGUCUUUGGAGUCUACAGAACAAUCUGAGAACAGCACAGAGGAGCCAACGGCAGCGGACUACAAAGAAGAGCAAGAUCCGGUGCAAGUUUCGGAACAACUACUCCAAAGUUUCCAAAAGUCGGCUCUGAGUUUUUCCACUGACCAGGUCUCAUGUCUGUGCGAGGCCCUCCUGCAGGCGGGCAAUGUGGAUCGCCUGUGGAGAUUUCUCUCCACCAUACCUCCUUCGUCCGAGCUGCUACGUGGCAACGAGACCCUGCUGAAGGCCCAGGCACUGGUGGCUUUCCACCGGGAGGAAUUCAAGGAGCUGUACGCCAUCCUGGAGAGCUACGACUUCCACCCGUCUAACCAUGGGUUCCUGCAGGACCUGUACCUGAAAGCCCGCUACAAGGAGGCGGAGAGGUCCCGGGGCCGCAGCUUGGGCGCAGUGGACAAGUACCGGCUCAGGAAGAAGUUCCCCUUACCCAAAACCAUCUGGGACGGAGAGGAGACCGUGUACUGCUUCAAAGAAAAGUCCCGAAAUGCUCUAAAAGAGUGCUACAAGAGUAACAGGUAUCCAACUCCGGAUGAGAAGAAAAACCUGGCCAAAGUCACCGGGCUGUCCCUCACACAGGUCAGCAACUGGUUCAAGAACCGCAGGCAGAGGGACAGGACCCCGUCUGGGACACACAGCAAAAGUGAGUCUGAUGGGAACCACAGCACUGAGGACGAGGCGAGCCCCAUGGACGACGCUCCCGACAAACCAGAGGAGGCCGCCGGCUCCACAGCGUCCAUCAUCUCUCUCUCUGCCGUCCCCUGCAGCACGGGAGGCCAGCUCAUCCUCAACGGCUCCGGAGGCUUCCUCACAGCCCCCCAGUCAUUAUUACUCAACGGAAACUCCCUGAUCUCCGGCACCGGUGCUGGUGUCAUAAUUAACGGGCUAAGCUUGGGCGAUUGCCAGACGGUCACACUGAGUCCUGUUGCAACCAACUCUCCUUUGAUACUGAACGGGGCUCAGGUCAUAACCAAACCGAGUAUCAGUGUUCAGCCGCAGCAAGCUGUUUCUGUGGCACCGCACGAGGUUUCGGCCGUGGAGGCCAAGCCGAACAGUCUUCCAGCAGUCGUUCUUAGCACUAACACCACGCCAGUCUCAAACCCUCCCUCCAUCAUCUCUCCACUUCUGCAAGCCAAAACAGAAAGCGGCACUGCGAUUGAUUUCAUCCCUGAAUCAGAGGGCAGCAGCCAGACAGUCUCUUCUUCCUCAUCUUUAUCCCCUUCCUCACCAACUCUGUCCUCCCCUACAAGCCUCCCCUCGCUAGUCUUAACACAAAACACCCAGCGCCAGGACACGCUCACCCUCCCGGCCUCCAUGUCGUCUGCAGGCAUGGUAAUCAGUUCUGUUUUUGUCACAGCGAGCUCCCAGUUAAACCCUUCUAGCUCUGUGGUUUCCUCCAGCAGCUCCACCCCUCAGGUCUUCUCUCUGCCGCAGGUUGUGCCUUCCAUCCAGGGUAUACCAGUAUCCCAACUGGUCCAGCACUCUUCAGGAGCGCAGGUGUCCCAGUGCCCUCAGCUGGUCCCAGUAUCCCCCAUCACCUCGCCGGCUCCUCAGUUCCAAAACCAGACAGUGAACACGAGCAACAGACUGGUGCAACAGCAACAGGAUGCGUCGCCGACUCUGUCCGAAGGCGCCACGACCAUCGUCUCUAUCUCCCAGUUUAACAAUCAGCUCUCACAGCGAACGGUACAUCAACUGGGGGACCAAAGCACAAACUCCACACCCAACAAAAUCCAGGUCCCACAGGUUAUUUCCAUCGCUUCGCCAACACAAGUAGUCCCGGUCCCCCAGGCCAAAGGCGCCACACCAGCACAGUUAGUCCCCCUCUCCAUGCCUCAGCUGGUCCCAGUCUCCUCCAUCCAAACGUCCUCCACCAUCUCUUUCCCCCAAGUGGUACCUGCCAGUCCGUCCCUCUCCAUCCCCUCCGCUGGAGUGCCCUUACAGAUCCUGACUUCAGCUCCUACAGGCGUCUCACAGGGUCCUCUGAGGAUAAACCAGCUGAGGCCCAUUCAGAGUGUCGGCCCCCCAACCAGCGUGGCCCCUGGUGUGCAGCUCCUCAACUCUGGGAUCAUUCAGCUGCCGCCUGCUCCUCCAGGUAACCUUCUCCUCGGUGGAAGUCCCUACCUGAGUGUCCAGCAAGGCAAGCUGAUUCUGACCAUCCCAGCAGGCAUCCAACUCACCAGUUUGCCCCUGAAACCAGUCGCUGAACCCUCACCCAUCUCUGCUAAUGGAGUGAGCCCCGCUCUUACCCCCUCCACUCCUCCUGCAGCCUUAACCAGCUCAGGCCCGACCCCCAGUGGCCUCACACCAUCGCCCCUAAACUUCAUCAACAUGUCUCCACCGUACUGCGCUCCAGAGACUGGGACACCUGCCGUCCCCUCCCCUCAUGCUCUGGACCAUUCAGUCACCACAACGCCGAACACUCUCACCCCAGAAAGUAUGCUUACCCUCAGUCCCAUGUACAGCGGGGUGACACCCAGCACCCAGCUGUCCCAACCCGCCUGGAGCCCCGUGCCUCUUUCCACAUCAGCUAGUCUAACUGUGUUUGAUGUCCGCGGGAAGGGCGACCUACCUGUGGACCCAGCGUUGUUAGGCCUGCCUGGAGGAGAGUCGCUGCUUCUGGGAAGCCCCUCGCCAGAGCAGGAUGUAGAAGCCAACUCGGCGCUGGGGAAUCCAGAGGAGAUGGACGGGGACUCCAAGAUUCUUACUCAGCUCCAGUCUGUCCCUGUGGACGAUGAUCUGGGCUUGUAGUCUGUUUACCUGGCUGGUUGGCAACCCAUGUCUCUAAAAAACACAAAAACAAUGAAACACACAGUAGGCUGCAGACUUUGCUGUCUGAAAGAUUAUAUUCCACAUUGUCAGACCUCCAAGAGCCAAACAUUUGCAUUUUUACAAAAUGUUUAGUACAAAAAGGUAAAGUCCGCCCCCUUUUAGUGGACCACCGUGGGACCUUAUUUCGGAAAAAGACUCGACGGUAGUUAAUGCGGAGUGACAUAUUUUGUAGAUCCUUUUUGAAAUGUACCAUGAAUUACACCUAUGAUGUAUGUCAUUUUACAAAUCAAGAACGUCACAGUUUGUGCCUGCAUCUCUUGAGCAAGAUGAGGAAUGUAGUUUACUACGUGGUUUCACACAAAAUUAAAUGGUACUACAACAAACCUACGAAAAACCGUAAUGUUACUCAUUUUAAAAUAAAGGGAUCUUUUGGGGCACCCAGGAGCUCACUUGGUGGAGCAGUUGUCCCAUAUACAAAGUCCUUGAUGCAAGAGCUGCAGGCUAGACUCUGAUCUGCAGGGUUAAAAAGAUAUAUAUCUUUUAUACUGACAAAUGUGUAAUUCAUGGCACAAUUCAAACGGGAUCAAAAAAUUAUUUGUCUCUUGCUGUUGACUACUGACCAUAUAUUUUUUACAAAAUUAGGACCCAUUUGCGAAUCCUAGGAUAGCGAAAGAAUGACCCGCCUUGAGCUUCUUAUGAUUGUCAAGUACUUGUUUCCUUUGUUAGUAACACUGGUGAGGUGUAGGCCAAAGGAGUGAGAAAAGUUAGGGUUAAGUAGGCCAAUCCCUCACUAGCCUAGGAUUCACUCAUUUGCAUGGGGGACACUGGAAAGGGAGGGACAUUGCCUGUCUCUGCUCUCUCAGCAGGGCCAGAUACCAUCAUGGUCUUAGCUGGCGCUUUUGAGAUAAAUCCUCUGCGGUUAUAUUUCACAUGGAGGGGCAUGGUUAUAUGGGAUGUUCUCAUGCGUCUCUGAGUUUGGUUUUUUACUAAAAUCCGUACGUGCCUUAUCAGUUUUAUCAGAUUCUGAUAGAAGAACUAACUCAGCUCAGUCUGCACGCCUCAGUUACAGGUAGCAGUUUUUAAAAAAGAGACUAUCAUGAGGCUGUAUUACGCAAGGCGUUAUGGCUUUGCCUCUUCUAUCAGCUCCUCUUUGCAGUUUUGUGGACUACAGACUAAGUUCAGCUGUUCUUGGAAAUGAUGUCUGGGGUUUUUGCUGGCAGUAGAAGUACUUCAUUUUAGAUCCACCGCAGUAACUUUACACCAGACUAUCUGGCAAAAGCAUGAAUUUAGAAGUAGCUGAGCAUUGCCGGCCAGUCCAGGACUCAGACUUUCAGGACGUAUUCUAGCAAGACUACAGGAACAUAGUGAAGAUUAUUUUCUUCACAAACAGAGCUUAGUUGAUUUUUAUGUGAUUACAUCAUAGCUUCAAGGGCUAUACAGCAGUAUUUUAUUAGAGUUACUGAAGUCUGGGCUGAAAAAUGCUGCCAAACUGCAUUUUAUCAGUCAACUGUUCUAAAAGACUUUCUGCAGUUUUCCAGUGAGAAUGCUGCCCUCCAUUAUUAAAACUAUAACAGGAAACAAAAGGGUCUAUACUCUAUGCAAUGCAUGUUUAGUUCUUUAUAAGACACUAUGUGGCACAAUGACUGAGUUUAAAAGCCAGUAUAUUUGGGAGAUGAGAGAAAGCUUUCAAAUGAAGCAUGCAUGACACUAAAGCAUUUGCUGUGAUCCCACUUAGUGUUGCAUCCAAAAUCUUUUGUUGAUAUAUUGUUAAGUGCCUUAUUUUAAAGAUAACUGGUUUAAAUUUCUUUUCCAACAGUUUUUCAAGUGCUAUACACCGACCAAAUGCUGGGAUUCACUUUUUGGACUUUUUUGAAUACCCACAUUUCUGCGUCUGUUUGAUCUCCAGUGAAAUAUAAUGUGACAGUUUUGGUUGCAUUGUCAUAGCUCAAUCUCCUAUUUGUAUAUUUUGCACCUUUCAUCCACACAAUGUUUACGCUGCGCUGCCAUGUUGUUAUGACAGUGGUUGGACUCAUAUUCUGCUCUGAUGUCCUUUCUAAAUUGGACCUUAGAAGGGAAGCUUUUGUAUUUUUUGAACCUGGACCCUAUUUUCCCAUGUCUCUGUGUCAAAGUGACUAAUAGAGACAAGCUUUUUAAAACUGCUCCAGAAUUAAGCAAGAAUGCUGCAGUUGGAAAACAGACUGCACCACCCUGUAAAGUGUUUGUAUUUGUCACUGACAGGCUAGGAUUGUUAUUAUAAAUGUCUUGCAACAUUAUGGAGAAGACUACAGAGAAAUGACACAUUUUUCUUUCACUUUUGCUGAUCUUAUUGUAAUUUUGACCAAGUCUCAUUUAAGCAGAGAUCUUAUUUUAAAGUCUUGUGGUAAAUGACAAAGCAACAUUGGAAAAGUUGGUGGGAGUUGAAUCAAUCUGAGCCUGUCAAAAGCAAAAACAAGCAAACUGACGGUGCAGAAUUGCUCAUAGGGAUUAGGUUGCAUGUUUUGCUGCUCUGGCUGCAGUGCUCUUGCUAAAUACAGUCCAAAACUGUUGUCUGUUUGAGUCACUCAAAUACAAAAAAUGUGGGAAAAUAGGAUCCAGGUUGAAAAAUACAGAAGUUUCACUUUAAUAAAAACCCAAAUGACAGAAUUAGAUACCGAUUUCCUGAUCAAAUCUGUUGUAAACUGAUGGAAAAGCUCCUUCAAUUACAACCUAAAAUUUCUCAUCAUCACAUGAGCUUUCCACCAUCAUAACACAGGUAGCGGUCAACCUUUAGCCAAUUAUGGUACACAAAAAACAUUCGUGUCGCAUCUAGUUACAAUAAUGGCCUUUGUGGGGUCUUUUUUAUUACUAUGUCUGUUGUUUGUCUUUUCUGUACAUUUAAUCUAUUUAAAGCAUGUAUCAAUCAGUGAGAAAUGAGUCCUUUUGGAAAAACGCAGAUAGGAAAUGAUAUUCAUUUUCACUUAGAAGGUCACAUUGUUGUGCAAACUGAGGUUUUUAUUAUCUUAGACUACAGAUAUUAAAUUGAUUUAGAAUCACAGGGGGUCAUCCCUGUUAUUACAUUUAAUUUGUUCCCAGUGGCCUUUGGGUAGAUUUUUAAAUAGCUUGGACAAAUCAAUUUUAGUCUGAAUUUAACUGAACAUUGAAAUCAGUAGUUAGGGGAAAAGGGAAACGUGUCCUACAUGUAAAAUACGGUAGCCUGCGUUUGUUUAUAUGAGCCAUUUCUUACCAAAGUAUGUAGACGUUAAAGCCUCUGUGGGCUUCUGCACAUGUGUACCCGUUCGUUGUAGCCUCGGAUACAUUUUCACUCUCCUACCUGACACAUAUGACUCCAGUUUUAACCAAAGAUAAUGUAUUUUGUUUGACUUUUUGAUAGUUGUGAAAGGGAUUGUGUGUGUCUGUCAUUCAAGGUUCUUGUUUUCUCAUUUUUGUAUUCAAAUGCAUUCUAUUUUUUAUAUUACAUAUUAUUGUAAUAAACUACAUUUACAAAAGAA